AUGUCUCAUCAUUUCACCUUAUGUAAUGUAUUGUGCCCCUUUCUCUUUGUUUUAGCUCUGGAGCUGAUAGAUCAUCUGCGUGCAAUGGGUGAAACCAAUGCUCUAUUACAAAGGAACAAAAUCUUGAAGAGAGAAACAGCCCUGGCAACUGCAGCUGUUUAUGACUCAAUGUUUGCUGCAGAAGAUGGCACUAUUCCAGCAACCUUCCAGGUUAUAUACAUGACAGGGUGGAGUGAGCACCCAUCUCAGCAGAAGGCUAAAAGGAGGGGAUCUGCCACGAUCUCGUUCAAGGACAUUCAGACACAGUUUGGUGGUGGGAAUGCCAGUUGA
Messenger RNA from Ilex paraguariensis (yerba mate), 330 nucleotides. The record is from the annotation of a GenBank genome assembly. NCBI's taxonomy places the organism in Eukaryota, Viridiplantae, Streptophyta, Magnoliopsida, Aquifoliales, Aquifoliaceae.